AUGGGAUGUUGUGCCACAAAAGAUGUGAGUGCGUUAAAGAAUACUAAAUCAAAAAAGGAUAAUCAUAGCUCAAAGCUAUUUCAGAAUAUAAUUAAUAGCAAUAUUUUUGAGAACCGAUUAUUAUUUUUUCGAGAUUUAAUAAAUGUUGAGCAAUCAAAUUACAAAAAUAAAGACCAUGCUUCAUCGAUAGAAUUUAUUCAUCCUCAAAUGAAAGAAUUACAUGCAAUUUGGAUAAUCUCAAUGUUAAAGAAACUAAGAUCUGAAAUAGAUACAAUCUUUUUAUUAUCGCGAUUAAUUGAAAUAAUGGAGUUAUUGGACCCACUUGAUGGAGAUUCCAUUAUAAGGAAUCACAUGUAUGAGUCAGGUGCUGUAGAAAUAUUGUCAAAUAUCAUAAAAUAUCAUAAAAGAUCCCCCGAAAUUGUGUUAAUAUGUAUUUUCUUACUAACGCAUUUAUCUUUUAAUGAUGGGAUUUCAGAAAAAAUGGUUCUAUUAAUUAUACCUGAAAUUUUGGAAUUGUUUACACAUUUGGAAAAGAAUUUUUGGAGCUGUUCAGCAAAUAAUACGAUUUUAAUGGCAAUUUUUAGAUUAAUUUUUAUUUCUUCAUCUGAUUCAUUAAGUGUAUCUGAGAUUUGGGUUGAUUCCAACAUUGGGAAAAAAAUUGUGUUGUAUUUAAAAGAUGAAAAUGUUGAUGAAAGAACUCAAGUUUGGGGAUUUGCAGCUCUGAAAUUUCUUAUUAGAUCAAGUUUAAAAGCAUGUAACGAGUUUUUGAAAUUAGGAGUUUUUGAAUUAAUAACAGCAAAGUUAGGGAAGAACCAAGAUUUAUUUCUUAUUGAGAAUAUAUUUUCAAUAUAUGUUUCCAUAUUAUCCACUUCUCAAGACUUUAAAUUCAACAAUCCCAAUAUUUUAAAGGAAAUAUUGGAAAUUAUUGAUAUUAAUGUUAAUAAUGCCCAAAUAGUUCAACAAGGCUUAAUUAUCUUAAUUAUAUCAUGUCAAAGAACUGAGGUUUAUUCUCAUAUUGUUGCUGCACACGGAGCAAAGAAGAUUAUUCAAUCAAUUAUCAAUGUUUAUAGAAAGAAUUUCGAAUUUACUCAGAUUACUAAACUUUCAAAGCAGUUACUAAAAUGUUUAUGUUCAUUUUGUUCAAAAACUACCUCAAUCAAGCUCGUUAAUAAUCAGCUUGUUUUUUCACGUCAAUUUGAUCCAGGUAGGUUUAAUAUUACUUAA
Cryptosporidium ubiquitum is the source of this 1224-nucleotide messenger RNA. RefSeq lists its product as uncharacterized. Bases 1 to 1224 code for a protein of 407 amino acids. Lineage: Eukaryota; Apicomplexa; Conoidasida; Eucoccidiorida; Cryptosporidiidae. The transcript is spliced from 3 exons. The record is from RefSeq and is a predicted model, not a curated record.